Messenger RNA from Mercurialis annua (annual mercury), 2739 nucleotides. Its product is annotated as phosphatidylinositol 4-phosphate 5-kinase 4-like. Gene Ontology annotation, biological process: phosphatidylinositol metabolic process. Lineage: Eukaryota; Viridiplantae; Streptophyta; Magnoliopsida; Malpighiales; Euphorbiaceae. Gene Ontology annotation, molecular function: ATP binding; 1-phosphatidylinositol-4-phosphate 5-kinase activity. The record is from RefSeq and is a predicted model, not a curated record. The transcript has 7 exons. Bases 238 to 2550 code for a protein of 770 amino acids.
CCAAAGAUUUUGCAUCAAAUGAAUGUGUGAGAAUAGAAAAGAAAAAGAAAUCCAAAAUAACUAAAAAAGAAGGUGAUGAAGCAAAGACAUGAACAAAAAUUAAACACAUAAUUUAGGAUUAACAUUCUUUGAUUUUUUUGUUCUUUUCUUUAACAUUUUUUUUCAUGAUUGAUCACAAAAAAGAGUUUUCAAAUCCAAUUUCAUGUCUCAUCAUUGACAUAUAGAACAAAUUUGGAAAUGAGUAAAGAACAAAGCGGAGUUAUAAAGGCAUGGGAAGCCACCAUAAGGAAGACUCAGGCAGCCAAGAAAAGGGCCAACAGCAUCUUCGGUACGAUCUCUGUCGCGCAUGCGGACGAUGAAAAUGAAGAAGAUAAUGACAACAAUGGAGGCGUUCAGCUGGAACCCUACCAUGCAGAGAAAAUCUUACCCAACGGAGAUUAUUAUACAGGCCAAUGGAGCGAUAAUUUCCCAUGCGGACAAGGCAAAUAUUUAUGGACAGACGGAUGCAUGUACAUCGGAGAAUGGAGCCGAGGAAAAACAAUGGGCAGAGGCAAAUUUAGCUGGCCAUCGGGUGCAACUUAUGAAGGAGAAUUCAAAAGCGGCUAUAUGGACGGUACCGGCGUUUAUACAGGGCCUAGCGGCGAUACAUAUAAAGGACAUUGGAUCAUGAACUUGAAACACGGGCAUGGAAUCAAGAGUUUCGCCAACGGAGAUUUAUACGACGGGGAAUGGCGGCGGGGUUUGCAAGAAGGGAACGGAAGGUAUCAAUGGCCGAACGGGAAUUACUACGUUGGCGAAUGGAAGAACGGGAUGAUAGCCGGUAAAGGAACAUUUGUUUGGAGCAACGGAAAUAGAUUUGAUGGAAAUUGGGAAGAUUGCUUGCCUAAGGGGAAUGGAACAUUUCAAUGGGCCGAUGGGAAUUUUUAUGUUGGAAAUUGGAGUAAAGAUCCUAAUGAACAAAACGGGACUUAUUAUCCUUGCUCUUCGACAUCGUCACCCGAAGGACAAUUAGACAAAUGGGAUCCUCAGGAUGUGUACAAGGUUGAUUUAUGUGAAUGUCACAUUUGCCCGGGAGAGAAGGUGUCGAUUUUGCCGUCGCAGAAGAAGCUCGCGGUAUGGAAUUCGUCGAAAGGCGGGGUCGGUGAGAAACCGAGGAGGAUAUCGGUGGACGGAAGGGUGAGUGUGGGCGGAGAAAGGGCAUAUGAUAGGAUGAAUAUGUGGGAUUGUAGUGGCGAUGAAGGUCAAUGUACUUUGGAAGGAGAUCAAUCUUGUAAUGGUGAAGAUGGAAAUUCAAGAUUUGUUCCUAUUAAAGUACCAAAAUUUGUUAAGAGACAAGGGGAUACCAUUUGUAAAGGUCAUAAGAAUUAUGAGCUCAUGCUCAAUCUCCAGCUAGGAAUCAGGCAUUCAGUUGGAAGACCUGCUCCAAGUGCAUCUCUUGAUCUGAAGGCUUCAGCUUUUGAUCCGAAAGAAAAAUUAUGGACAAGAUUUCCUCCGGAAGGAACUAAACAUACUCCGCCACAUUCAUCAUGCGAAUUUAAAUGGAAGGACUACUGUCCAUUGGUUUUCAGGACUUUAAGGAAGCUGUUUAAGGUGGAUCCUGCUGAUUACAUGCUGUCAAUAUGCGGGAAUGAUGCGCUUCGCGAACUGUCGUCUCCCGGAAAAAGUGGCAGCUUUUUUUACUUGACAAAUGACGAUCGAUAUAUGAUUAAGACAAUGAAGAAAGCUGAAGUCAAAGUGCUUAUAAGAAUGCUUAGUGCCUAUUAUAACCAUGUUAGAGCCUUUGAGAACACUUUAGUCACCAAGUUUUUCGGUCUGCAUUGUGUCAAAUUAACUGGGACUGCACAGAAAAAGGUGAGGUUCAUCAUAAUGGGAAAUCUAUUCUGUUCCGAAUACACAAUCCAUAGGCGUUUCGACUUGAAAGGAUCUUCUCUCGGGCGGACAACAGAUAAACAUGAAUCAGAGAUUGAGUCAACAACCAUACUUAAAGACUUGGAUUUGAAUUUCAUAUUCAGAUUACAAAAAGCAUGGUUUCAGGAGUUUUGCAGGCAAGUAGAUAGGGAUUGUGAGCUUCUUGAACAGGAAAGGAUUAUGGAUUACAGUUUACUUGUCGGUCUUCACUUUCGAGAAGUAUCACCUACAGGAGAUCUCAUUCCCUCGCCAUCUCGCCCUGUUACGACUUCUGGAGGGGAACUUGAGAUCAAUGACGCAGCUCCUCGCCUUUCACGAGCAGAUAUGGACCAUAUUCUUCUUGACCCGGCCAGGUGGGCUCGGAUUAGAUUGGGAGUAAACAUGCCUGCGCGAGUUGAAAGAACAAUGAGAAGAAACCAUUGCGAGUAUCAGCUUGUAGGAGAACCGACAGGCGAGUUUUAUGAUGUGAUCAUGUUUUUCGGUAUUAUAGACAUCCUUCAGGAUUACGACAUUAGCAAGAAAUUGGAGCAUGCUUAUAAAUCCAUUCAGUAUGAUCCGACUUCCAUCUCAGCAGUCGAUCCUAAACAAUAUUCGAGGCGCUUUCGGGAUUUUAUAUUCAAGAUUUUUAAAGAAGAUUCUUGAACCUGACUGCUCCAAUUUUCUGCCAAUUAGUACCUACAAUAUGUUGUUAAAUAUCCUUGUAUAUUACCCACAGAGUUUAUUUCCCAAUUCCUUCACCGAUUUUGUUACCUUCAACUCAAUUCUCUGUUUAUAAAUAUAUAUUCAGUAUUUACAUAAUGGGCAAGAUUGGACAGGUUUGUUUGGAUCCAA